Messenger RNA from Purpureocillium lilacinum, 990 nucleotides. RefSeq lists its product as uncharacterized. Gene Ontology annotation, molecular function: phosphoric diester hydrolase activity. Gene Ontology annotation, biological process: lipid metabolic process. Lineage: Eukaryota; Fungi; Ascomycota; Sordariomycetes; Hypocreales; Ophiocordycipitaceae. The record is from RefSeq and is a predicted model, not a curated record.
AUGCUGCUGCCGCUCCACCAUGUCCUCGCAGCGUCGUCCCUCGUCGCCUACACGUGCCUGCUGGUGACGCUCGCCGGCUUCAAGAUGCAGCUCUCACGCCUCCUCGGGCUCGAGGCGGCCAUGGCCUCCGCCGCCUCUUUCUCAGGGUCCGCUGCCGCCGCCACCUGCAACGGACACGACGAGCUCUGCGGGCGGCGCUACUCGGACGUGACGCUCAUCGGCUCCCACAACAGCGCCUUUGUCGGCGACUCGCCCGCCCACAACCAGUACGUGUCGGUGACGCGGCAGCUCGACCUCGGGGUGCGCUUCCUGCAGGCGCAGACGCAGAACAAGGGCGGCGUCAUCGAGCUGUGCCACACGUACUGCUGGGAGCUGGACGCGGGGCCCCUGACGGCGUACCUGCACGAGGUGGCCGCCUGGCUCGCCGCCCACCCGGCCGAGGUGUUGACGCUGCUCCUGACCAACAUCGACGCCAUCCCCGUGUCCAAGUUCGACGCCGCAUUCGACGGCGCGGGCCUGAAGCAGUACGUCUUCCGGCCGCCGCAGGGAGGAGGAGGAGGACGCCUGGCCAAGGACCAGUGGCCGACACUGGCGGAGCUCAUCGGCGCGGGCACCCGCCUCGUCGUCUUCAUGGACUACCACACGGACCAGUCCAAGGUGGACUACAUCAUCAGCGAGUUCGACUACUUCUGGGAGACGCCCUACGGCAUCACGGACAAGGCGUUUCCAACGUGCGCCGUCGACCGGCCCGCCGGGGGCGACCCCCAGAAGCUCAUGGGCAUCAUGAACCACAUGCUCAACUUUAAGGUCGGCGACAUUGUGUUCCCCGACCAGCUCGACGCGCCGCGCACCAACUCGCUCGACUCGAUACGGAAACAGGUCGACCUGUGCAAGAGCCAGGGCAGGCCGCAGCCCAAUGUGAUUCUGCUGGAUUGGGUCAACAUUGGCGAGGCGGAAAAGGCGCACUUGGUGUUGAAUGGGCUAGCAUGA